UCCGAAAGAAAGUUGUACCUUUAUACAUAUUUUAUGUCUCGAUUAAAUCAACAACCAUAACCCAUUCUUACAACAGAGGUAAGGUAAUGUGUAACUGGAUCUACACUAAUAAAAGUUGGCCAACAGGAAACGUCACAUAUAUAAGAGAAUCAUUAGUAUUGUCCAAACGCUGGACUCUGUAGGAUCUGAUUUAGUAGAUCUCUGUAAAAGGGAGUUUAGAAAGUUGUAUUACCUUGCCCAGCCCCUAACAACCCAAAAUGUCUUCACCUUCGAAUGAAGCUGGAACCCACAAUUAUGAACCAGUGCCAUGUACCAUGAUUCCUCCAGAAGAAAAUGUGACUGCACAGAAUAGUGCUCUACCAGGAAACAUCCAACCCAUCCCCUGUGGACCUAAUGUCUAUUCUGUUCCUCCAGGGGUUACCCCUGCUGUGCCGCAAAACAAACUAUCUCCAGCGAUGCAUCAGACAUUUGUUCAACAGAAAACACAACAUCUCGCAAUUGUGCUUAUUGUGACAUCCAUUGUUCAAUUUUUUCUGGGGGUUGGAGCCCUUUUUACAAGUAGCUAUUAUAUUUUUUUCAGUGGUAUCCCUCUCUGGGGAAUAGUAUGUUACCUGGUUGCAGGAACACUUACAAUUGCAAUUCGGAGGUCUCCAGCUAUUUGCUUGUUAAGAGGUUCGCUUGGCCUAAACAUUCUUGGAUCCAUAAUCAGCUGUAUUGGAGCAAUGAUGGCCUGCCUGGAUAUUGUAUCAGCUGCAUCUAUUAUAUGUUAUCGUGAUGUUUGUCUAAAACCAGCGAAUACUGUGGAUAUUGUCGUCUUCUCCUUUAUUCUCAUUGCAUAUCUUCUAUUGUUCUCUGUGGCCACAUCCAUUGCCGUCUUUGGGUGCAACACUUUAAGUUAUGUGCCAACUGCUCCUCAGGUAUUCCUGGUACAGAAUGGAGUAGCGGUGCCAGCACCUACUUCAGCUUAUCCAGCUACCACAGUAGUCUUCACACAGUCUCCACCAUCUUGUAUAGUUCCUGUGGAAGAAAAUUAAUCAACAUUUGCUAGAAGAAAUAAGUUCUUAGUUUUUUAACAUUAUUUUUUGUCUACCAAAAGCAGAAGAAUCAUUUAAUCUUUCUUGGUUUUCUUACUUGUUUUCUCACAAUAUUGGGCAAUAGGGAAAGCUGCUGUCUCAAAAUACACAUAAAUACAAGACAUAUUAUUUAUUUGUACAUGUAAAUUUUAAUAUUGUUUCAAGAGGCAUUUUGCCCACAACCAUAUAAUGGCACCCUAUAGAGCGGUACGGGGUAAUAAAGCAACAGUAAUGUUAUCCUAUGAAGGGGACAGUGAGGGGCAUUUCACUUUUCACAUACACCAAAAAGCUAAGCUAAGGCUUCUUUCACACUACAAAA
This is a messenger RNA of Hyla sarda, 1392 nucleotides long. Its product is annotated as membrane-spanning 4-domains subfamily A member 8-like. NCBI's taxonomy places the organism in Eukaryota, Metazoa, Chordata, Amphibia, Anura, Hylidae. Gene Ontology annotation, cellular component: membrane. The transcript is spliced from 8 exons. The coding region runs from base 258 to 1034 and encodes 258 amino acids. The record is from RefSeq and is a predicted model, not a curated record.